Molecule: messenger RNA, 1232 nt
Organism: Odobenus rosmarus divergens (Pacific walrus)
Lineage: Eukaryota; Metazoa; Chordata; Mammalia; Carnivora; Odobenidae
Gene: CABCOCO1
Product: chromosome unknown open reading frame, human C10orf107
Exons: 8
Coding region: 10-915 (301 amino acids)
Source: RefSeq, a predicted model, not a curated record
AUCUUGAGGAUGUCCGUGGGGACCACUCCCGGGGGAACGACACCCGCGGCGACGACCCCGGCGGGAACCACACCCGAGUCGGAGAGAGAUGCUGAAUUCCAGGAGCAUGAAAAGAUUCUGUCUCCGGAUUUUCUUUCAGUUGCUCAAAUCACUGAAAUGCUAGCAGAGGACGUAGAUGGAGUUCAACAAAAACUGAAAAAGUUUUUGAAUUUCAAAAACCUUCACACCUGUUUAAAGGAAGCCAUUCUACUGGAUUAUUAUGUAUCUGGAUUUUUGUGGGCUAGAGGAAUGCAAUUUUCUGUUAUUCAAUAUUCAAAAUUUAUGACUUUACUAGAUAUGUUACUUCAUAAUCUUAGAACACUGCAUAUGUCCUUGGAAGACAGCAUAAAAUGGCUUGGAGAAGUUAUGGCUGAAAUAGGACCAUCCCAUUCACAGAAAAAUGAGGAAUGGAAUGUCUUUAAUAUAAAACAAGCCAAUGCUGUCAUCGAUUACUUAAAAAUCAGCUUAUUUCAACACUACAAGCUAUAUGAGUUUCUAUUCUACUCUACCAGAGAAGAAAUUGUGAUAGGAACUGAGCAAGUGUUAGAGGUUGUCAAGUCUUCAGGUGGUCUCUUCCUGGAUCCUCUAGAAGAAGGAAUCUCAUUUGAUAUUUAUUCAACAUUCAUAGAGCCACCCCCAACAUUGGAUACAGAAAUGAAGGGAUUGGAUCAAGAACAAGGCUCUGAGGAAUCCCAGUCAGAAGCCAACACUUCCGACGUGGAUCCUUUAGUGGGUUUCACCAUCAACGAUAUAAAAGCAGCUCUGGAUCAAGUCACAGAUGAUAUUUUAAUCGGCAUUCAGACCGAGAUAAACGAAAAGCUGCAAAUACAGGAAGAGGCCUUUAAUGCACGAAUAGAAAAAUUGAAAAAAGCCUGAGGACUCAGUACAAGGAGUCAUGCUAAACUUCACAGAAACAAACACAACCAGCCAGAAUAGUAGACUCUCCAGAGCAGCGUAUCUCCUUCAUUUCAUUGGGAGAGGAAAACCAAGCCUUACAUUUUAUUAUCCUAACUAAUUAGAAAAGUAUUGGCCCCCCUUUUGCUAUCUCCUGUCCCGUAACAGCCUCCGAAUUUAUGGCACUAGGUGUAAUAAGAACAUUUAGUAUACAAGAGUUUGGAGAAUUAUAUAUAAAAAUACAAUUACUUUUACGAUACUCCUUUGACAUUUUGACUAAUAAAUGCUAUUCAUCUUCA